AUGAUAGAGCUGCUGCUUUCCAAUUCUAGCUAUUUUGUUAGAAAGGCUCUGAAAAUAAACGAGAAGAACACAACGGGAUUCACAGCCUUGGAUGUCUUAAUGGAAACAAAGAUUGAAACACUGUGUAAUGGAACCAGGGCUGAUGAAUCUCCAACAGAACCCAGCCGGGAGGAGAUAAUAGUUUUCACCGAUAACGCCCAAGGAGAUCAAAAUCAAACAGAUGUAUACAAAAUGGAAAAGAUCCUUAAACAUGCAGGUGCUAAGAGGAGUCAAAUAACUUGUUGUAUACCACCACACAGUGAAGCUUCUAAAACAAAAAUGGUGUUAAGUUGUGGAGUUAAAUGGUUACUUAAGGUUCCCAAUUUCCUAAGUUUCAAGGUUGAUAAAGACACUUCAAGCGACGUUCGCAAUGCUUUGUUAGUGAUUUUUGUUCUCAUCGUCGCGGUGACAUACCAAACUGGAGUUAACCCUCCAGGAGGUCUUUGGCAAGAUAAUGAAUCCAUCACCAGCAACGACAGCACCAACAGCACCAAAUUAAAGGAUAAGACUGCAGGAACACCAGUUUGGUUUGAUCAGAACCCAAACUCUUUCCAAGUUCUAAUGCUCUGUAACUAUGCAGGGUUUCUUGUAUCUCUUGUCAUGGUUUUCAAUCUUACAGAAGGAUACCCUUUACGCGGUCCAAUUCUGCUAGCCUUACUCUUUAUGUUGCUUACUUAUGGAUUAUCGAUUCGUCUACUGUUUCUGGGUUCAGGUACUCUUGCUCUGUUGUUCCAUGGCAUGAUAUUGACUGUUCCAUUGCCUGUUGCAUUAGUCCUUUUGGUUGCUACAGCAAAUUGGAUAUGGGAGAUUAAGUAG
Messenger RNA from Macadamia integrifolia, 855 nucleotides. RefSeq lists its product as uncharacterized. Lineage: Eukaryota; Viridiplantae; Streptophyta; Magnoliopsida; Proteales; Proteaceae. The record is from RefSeq and is a predicted model, not a curated record. The coding region runs from base 1 to 855 and encodes 284 amino acids. The transcript has a single exon.